Nicotiana attenuata is the source of this 1656-nucleotide messenger RNA. Its product is annotated as protein LAZY 1-like. Gene Ontology annotation, biological process: gravitropism; regulation of auxin polar transport. The transcript is spliced from 5 exons. NCBI's taxonomy places the organism in Eukaryota, Viridiplantae, Streptophyta, Magnoliopsida, Solanales, Solanaceae. The record is from RefSeq and is a predicted model, not a curated record. The coding region runs from base 299 to 1357 and encodes 352 amino acids.
UAGGUCUACUUCAUCUCAACUUGUCUAAUCAAUGCAAUACUGACAAGAAAAUAGCCAACCUUUAUCUUGUAAUCUUCUCAAUGUACUUCUUUCCCUGCUAGUGAUGCUGGCUUUAAUUUCUAUUCAGGAGAAAAUAAUGACAAAACAUUGCUUUGUUCUUCCACCUAAAAUUUUCCUUUAUCUAGUACUGCAUGUCUUCCUCCAACUACCAAGUAAAUAUCUUUCUUCUAACACAGUUUCUCCAAAAACUCUCCAACGAACACCCCGGUUUCAUCUGCACUUCUCCAGAUAGUUCAAUAUGAAGUUACUAGGUUGGAUGCACCGUAAAGCAAAGCAAAACAGCAAUGAGUCCGCGAAGAAUAUCAUACUAGGAAACUCUGCUACUUCCUUCUCAGCUGGCACAUUAUUUGAAGAGCAAGAAUACUAUGGAAAAGCAAACUACAGCUUCACAAUCUCAAAGCAACCUGCUUGCAAGGAAGUUAAAAGCACCGAAACAGAAAUGGCUUUGGAAGAAGAACUUUUCCAUGGCUUUCUUUCAAUUGGUACUCUUGGUUCUCAAACAAUAAAAAGUGACCCUCCAACUCCUACAUUUCCUAUGCAUCUUGAGCAUGUAAUUCAUGGUGAAGUACUAGACAUAAAAGAGAAUGAAUUGAAGUUUAUAAAUGAUGAGCUAGAGAAGUUUCUAGAAGCUGAAGUUGCUCAUGAAUCAUCAGAGAGAAGCAGCCAUGCAAGCAUUAUUACACUCAGUAGCGAAAAACAAAUGGAGGAGGCUGAAUUACAAGAAACCUAUGGUAAUUCUCUCGAAUGUCCACUCCAGAAAUAUCUAUUCGGCUAUUCAGUUGAACUUUCAGAGACAGAAGUAGAGGGAAAAAAACCAAAAGGAGAGCUCUUUAUUAAGAGGAACAACAUAGCGGGAGAGCAUCAUAUAGGAAAAGAUGGAAAAGAGAAGAAACAAACCAAGGGAAGACAUGCAAUUCAUUUUAUGAAGAAAAUGCUGAAGAAUCUCCACUCCAAGUCAAUGAGCUCGACAGAUCCUUCUUCUGGAGAUGUCAAUGAAUCUGUCUCAAGUAAGAGGAAACUCCCUCAGGUCCUAAAAAUGUUAAAAAGGAAAGUUCAUCCAGCUGAGGGAUUAACAGAUAAGAACAAGCCACUAAAGGAUGAGAUCAGAAACAUUUCCUGCGAGGCUGAUAAACUGGGAGCAAAUAAACUGAACAAAAUGUUCACUAACGCUUCCAUUCCCACUAAGAUAUUACAUGCUUCGGAAGUUUAUCCAAGUGAUAUUGGAUAUGAUGUGUCAGCAGUAAACAGGGAGCAUUGGAUUAAAACAGAUGCUGACUAUUUGGUGCUGGAGCUCUAGAUUUGAAAAUUUAGAUAAAGAAUGUAAUGCUGAUCCUCUGCAUUUUUACUCCAGGAGCACAAUAUGUGUGCAGUAUUGAGCUGUCAAUUGUCAACAAAAUAAAUGAAUCCCUCCUUCGCUCUACGUGUGUUGCUAAGUUGUAUGAGAAAUGGGUUGUUAUCAUCAAGUUUGAUCUAUCGUUGAUGUGCUAAGAAUUGUUGAGAAAGUAUUCUCAUGCUCUGAUGUAUUCAUUAUCACGGAACAUUUCCAAUGAUACGUGAAGAUCCCCAUUGAUUAUCCGUGUUAAAGAAGUUAAAACU